AAAGCUUGCCACCGGCCUAGCUCAAACUAUAUCGCCGCCGUUAGAUCGUGUGGUGCCGCCCAGAUCGCAAGUUGCCCUAUUCUGCCGCCGCCGACAACCCAUCACCACAACCAGCCGCCUUGCAGAUUGAAACCCGCAUCGGCAGAGACGGAAACAUCGAGGUUCCCUGGCUGAAAUCACGCCGUCGUCUCCGUAAACUUAGCUAUUGUCAAAUUGCUUUUCCGUGACCAGAUCUGCCUCACAGCCGCACAAAGGAAAAAGUAAAGCAAAGUGCAAGCCGCUUAUCACCAGGAGGAAUAAGCAGAUCCAAAUUAGAAAAAUUUGCGGCACACUUGGGUUCCAGGUUCUAUAAUUUUUUGUCUGGUGCAUGAGUGCAUCAAUUAAUAUAUAAAAAAAACUGCAAAAGGGAGCUUGCAGCGGUACCCAAUUUUUUAGAGUAAUUGCCUUGGAGUUUUCGUUGCCACCUAGCCUCUUCAUUUUGCCAUUGUUUUGUUUGCCACUGCCUCCAAGAAAAAAAAUCACCCAAGACAAAAUUUGGAAAUAAUCAACAUUGAGGAGUGCCACCAUGACUCAUACAGCAUCCACGAGCAUAAAUCUCUGCACCCAGGUUCGUGAUCUUAGCCAGGUGUUCGUGCAGGUGCGAAAAGUAAUGGAAUAUCGAUUCGAUCGGCUAGAUGCAGCGUUGUUGGAAAUUCAAACCCACUUGGCCGAGUCUUCCGUCGGUAGCAUUAACGAAGUCACCCAUACGCCCAAGCUGGAAAUACCCAAGAGUGAUGGCUCCCAACCCAUGCGUUGGUUGCAUUUGGUAAAAGAAUACUUUGCUUAUUAUGAAAUCCCCUCAAAGGAUCGUUUGCAAUGUGUGACAUCGAUGUUGGAAGGGGCCGUGGCAGAUUGGUUCCGUUGGCGUAUGAAUUACGGGCUCAUUAAUGAUUAGGAUGAUUUUGUGCACAAGUUCAAAAUUCGAUUUGAUCCCUUUCAUUACGUCUUUAUGGAGAAGAUACCCGAAGAGGCCCAAGAAAUAAUUAUUCAGGUAGGGAAAGGAGCAGUUGUACACCCAACACUUGUUGUCAUGGAUAAAGGUGGAUCUCAGAAAUUGAGUGCUGGAGUAAACGUCAAGGAUGAUGACAUAUAUAGUGGGACUGAUGCAAUAGGGGAAGAGAGGGAUACCCCUAGUGGCGAGGAUGAAGCAAACUACGAGCUCGAGUGUACACCUUGUGCCAGAGACGUUGCAAAGGGCCAGACCUUGAGAUGUGUCAUCGACCCAAAUAGCCAACACCCUCUUUCUUUAGUUUGGUCUCGCAUAAUCAUGAUGUCUCACCACCCCCUUAUCAUCAAGUCAGAGAAUCAGGAUUUGAAGGGAGCUGCUAUACAUGUUAUUUUUGGGUCUCACCCAUAUUUCCCGCAAUGUGCCCCAAAAGUCAAGUCGGGUAAAGACUGGUCAACAAGUGAACAUCUUCUUUCAAUCAUCACUUUCUCCCCUAUCCAAAAACAUGAGUGGAAACCUCCACCUUGAGGACAAGGUGGUUUUCUAAGACGAGUACUCAGUAUGCAUUUGAAAAGAACAAAGGAAAAAGAUCAAA
Cuscuta campestris is the source of this 1580-nucleotide messenger RNA. Lineage: Eukaryota; Viridiplantae; Streptophyta; Magnoliopsida; Solanales; Convolvulaceae. The record is from the annotation of a GenBank genome assembly.